AUGGACCCGAUUGGGCACUGGACCAACCGUCAAAUUGGCAAGCUGGGCCUCGAGGCGUUCUACCCGACGCCUCUGGAACAGGAGAUCGACAAGGCCGCGCGGAUCGUUCGCACGUUCACACAUCGCAAAGAGGAUGCCGCGGCCAAUGUAGAGGUUCGGCCGUCGGAUGUCGUUGACGAGAAUGCGUCGAAAAAGACGCAGCCUAUGUUGGCCAAGAUCCCGCCCGAAGUGCUGCGUGCCGCCAAGGGCGUGGCUGUGUUUACCGUGUUCCGCUCCGGCUUCAUCUUCUCGGGCGCAGGCGGCUCAGGUGUCGUGCUAACGAAGGACGAGAGCGGCGAGUGGGGCCCGCCGUCGGGCUUGCUCGUACACACGGUCGGCUGGGGCCUGAUGGCCGGCGUAGACGUGUACGAUGUCGUGCUGGUGCUGCGCAACCAGCGCGCUGUGGAUGCGUUCAAGUACCCGAAGAUCAGCGUGGGUGGCGAGCUUACCGUGUCGGCGGGUCCCGUUGGCAACGGUGCGAUGGUCGACUCGGGCGUCGAGGCCUCGCCGUGCUUCUCCUACGUCAAGUCCAAGGGUCUCUAUGCGGGAGUACAGCUCGAUGGCACCAUCAUUCUUACGCGCUCGGACGAGAAUGCACGCUUCUACAACUACCCCGACAUCUCGGUCGAGACACUCCUCGACGUCAAGAUCCCGCGCCACCAAAUGCCACGGGAGUGCAUGCCGCUCUGGCAGGCGCUAUGUGCGGGCGAGGGUCGCCCUGAGCAUCUCGGCACGGACGCGAUCCCUAGUGCUCCGGCGCCGGGCGACCACACGUUCACCGACGAGGAGAUUGACGCGCUCCGCCAGGACCAGGAGAAACUGGGCGGUGCUCCGGGCCCCGGGGCGCAGCCAGCUCCGGCGCCGGUGGGCGAGGCCAAGGGCAGCGCCGCGCCGCCCGCCGCCGACAUCCUUCCGCCCCCACAGCGCCGUAUCUAG
Messenger RNA from Malassezia sympodialis ATCC 42132, 975 nucleotides. Its product is annotated as lipid-binding SYLF domain-containing protein. Gene Ontology annotation, molecular function: phosphatidylinositol binding. The record is from RefSeq and is a predicted model, not a curated record. Lineage: Eukaryota; Fungi; Basidiomycota; Malasseziomycetes; Malasseziales; Malasseziaceae.